Messenger RNA from Fusarium poae, 3471 nucleotides. RefSeq lists its product as uncharacterized. Lineage: Eukaryota; Fungi; Ascomycota; Sordariomycetes; Hypocreales; Nectriaceae. The transcript has 6 exons. Gene Ontology annotation, biological process: proteolysis. The record is from RefSeq and is a predicted model, not a curated record. Gene Ontology annotation, molecular function: serine-type endopeptidase activity. The coding region runs from base 1 to 3471 and encodes 1156 amino acids.
AUGGAACCCUACUCAAGACAAGAGCUAACCAGGCUUGCGGCAGAAGAUAUCGCCGUGAUCAUUGGGAAAAUUGAAGCGGAAUCAGAUUGGACCAAAUACUUAUGGAAUCAGACUAAAUUCAAGAAUUUGAUGACGCUGAGCACGUCUCUUCUGGCUCUAUCAUUCAACCAAGCCAAAUAUGAACAGGGCGAGCAGAAGGACAGCUACUUGGCCAAACAAAACAUGCUCCUAGAUGCGUUGGAACUGAUGUGCACCUACCCAAGAAGGAAUCUAUCACACACUAGCCCCAUUCCAUUUCCGACCCUCAAUUCGUUGGUUUCUGCAAAUCUCAUAACCGACAAUCCAAGCGCCGCAGACAAGGAACUAAUUAAUGGAGUAAAGGAGAGUAUUAUCAGCUUCGUGUCGGGACCCAAAAACAUAACUGGCAAUUUCUUCAGACUUCUAAAGAGUUUUUCUGAUACGCGGAAACAAGCUAGGAGGCAGGCAGAAUCAAUAAGACGCUGCGCUGGUAUACAGCAGACGCAUGGUGGCACCAAGACGAUCAAACCGGUCGAGGAUGAAACAUACCCUAAACACGUCUACGAUACACUAUACAGAACCUUGCAGAAGCAUGCAAAGUGCCGUUGCAUACUGCCUGGUCAAUCUCUCUCGGCCCUUGGAAGCCAUUUGGGACGACUCGAGCUCAAGGGGAACAUUCCUACCAUGGAGGAUGAUUUCCUAUUCCAUACAGUGUUCUCAAAAAAAGGGUUGCUCCAAGUGUUUGAUAAUUUACAGUGGCAACAUUUGCAAUUCCUUGUUCCGAGAAAUCCUCAAGGGCGAAAAAUGGUCCAUUUCGAAGUCAAUCCAAUCGCCAAAAGCCCAACAAAGUCCAACUGUAACACAGUCAGAUCUACUUCGGAGUUUUGCAAGCUCCUCACUAAAAAUAUAGGCCCUGCAGCAAUGCAUGUUCGCAUAUCAGAUGGAGCAUUGCAAGUACUUGAGACCGUGGGUUAUAUUGAAGUUGACAUAGCCCAUGAGAGAAGUAUUCCACUUUCCCAAGUACUUCGUGACUACACUGUCGUAUCUAAAGGCAAGAUCCUGAUUGCAUACAUCUUGGCCAAAUCCAUCUGGCAGUUUUAUGACUCGGAAUUUAUGAGUGUCCGUUGGACAACAGAGAACAUCCAGCUCUUUCAGAAAGAACAGGAUGAUGGUGAUGAAGACGAUGAAGCCUCUAUUCACUGGGCUCCCUAUUACACUUUCUCGUUCGAACAUCCAGCCGAGCCUGGCUCUAUGGAACGUCUACCACGGGAUGGGGUUCUUCAUCGCUACCCUCGUGUUCUGGCACUCGGUGCCAUACUUUAUGAGCUUGGUCUACCGAGAGGUAAAAAGUCCAAAGUCUCAACCGAACGUUCUGAUGAGUCCCCAACACUUGAGGGAAAGAUAAAUAUGGUCACAAACCGUGUUAGGAAAGGAGUAACCGGAGAGAAUUGGCCCGAUAUUGGACUGCGGGAUACUCAAACGCGGGCGAACUAUCGCGUGAUUGUUGAGAACUGUGCCAGCAAGGACCUCUUCAGACCCAGUGGACAAGAUCCGGACGCAUUAGAAGAGGAAUUGACAAUUGAAAAACGGCGCGCAAUUCUCUUCGAGGCGGUAGUUGAGCCCCUUAAGCGGAUUGCUCAGGAUUGUGAUUGGGUUGACAAUAAGGGAAAUAUACGAUCCGGCCAUGCUCGAAAGGCAUUUGCGAGGUUAACGAAAGAAUAUCUCACCUCACAGGAUCUGGGGUCAAGCGCACUGCUCAACGACACCACUCAACUAUCUCGAGCUACAUAUCUGGCCCAGGGCAUAUCGGGAGCUUCCAGCAAUGAGAGCCAAGCUUGGCUAAACAAGAUCAAAACGGCAUCCGUCAUGAAUUCUGUGGUGUCUGCAUUUGCAAAGGGUGAACUCAAAGACAAGAGGAUUCGCAUUGCGGUAUUGGACACAGGCUAUGACCCCGGUGCUGUAUUUUUUGCAAACAAAGAUCGACUUCGGCGCCUUCAAAAAUCUAAAGACAACUAUAACUGGAAAGAUUUUGUCGAAAAGGGCCAAGCCAAACCAAAAGACGAGCAAGGGCACGGAACACAUGUCUUAUCUGUACUGAUGAAUGUAGCCCCAGCCGCCGACAUCUUUGUUGCUCGUGUGGCGCGAAACAAUUCGGACUUGCAGGAUUCAGCUAGGAAUGUUGCUGAGGCAAUAGAGUGGGCAUGGAAAGAAUGUUCUGCCGACAUUGUCACAAUGUCGUUCGGGUUCGAUGGUGAGCAAUACGUCGAGGGUGAACCUGUUGUCGGCAACGCAAUACUCAAAGCGCUCACUGAGACGAGUCAACGUACUCUCUUCUUUGCAGCAGCCGCAAAUGAGGGUGGGAAUAGGAAUGAAAUGUUCCCAGCCAGCAAUCAGAACGUCAUGUCAAUCCGCGGGAGCGACGAUCGUGGCUGGGCCUGCAGCUUCAACCCUCCGCCAGACUACAACGCAGAGACAUGUUUCAUGACUCUUGGAGUCGAUGUCCCAGGCGCAUCCCGAGUCGAAAGUGAAUAUAAGGGUGGAGAGGUAUUAAAAUCAGGGACCCUCGAAGGCAAAGUUAUCCUCAUUACAGGAGGUAACUCUGGAUUGGGACUCGAGACUGCACGGCAGAUUUUGAAAAAGAAUCCGAAAACCAUCUACCUUGCUUGUCGCAGUAAAGCAAAGUACGAUGAAGCCAUCAGCAAAUUGCAAAUGGAGGAAGGGUGUACAACCGACGCAGUAUGCUUUCUAGCUUUAGACCUUGCCUCGUUCUCAAGCAUCAAGUCUGCUGCAAAGGAAUUCCAGUCUUCCUCUGGGCGCCUUGAUCUCCUUGUCAAUAAUGCUGGUAUUAUGAUGACACCAGAGGGUCUCACUAAAGAAGGCUACGAGAUCCAAUUCGGCACGAAUCAUAUGGGACAUGCUCUCCUAACACACCUUCUCCUUCCAACGCUCAAAGAAACUGCUACUAUGGCCAAUUCUGAUGUCAGAAUAAUCUUCGUGUCCUCGGCUGCAGAGACAAGGGCCCCACAUGAUCCUUACAAAUUCGACCAGCUCAAGACCACGAUGCCAAACAUUGGUACUACAGCCCGUUAUGGCAUAUCGAAACUCGCCAACGUUCACUACGCUGCUGCUCUUGCUCAACAACUCCAACGCCAAAACAUCAAAGUCAUUAGUCUUCAUCCUGGAAUCGUUCGAACAAACCUCACCGUACCGUUGAUUCAGAACAGUCUAUUACUAGGCACAAUCACUCGUUUAUUAAUCCCGCUUGUUGCCGUUGACGUUUCCAAGGGUGCCUUGAACCAGUUGUGGGCAAUGACCGACCCUGAGGCCGAAAGUGGUGUUUUCUACUACCCUGUCGGUGUCAAGGGGAAAGGAAGCAAACUUAGCCAGGAUACAAUUUUGCAAGAAAAGCUUUGGGAGUGGACUGAGGGAGAAAUUAAGCAGCACCUUGGUUGA